AUGGUCAGAGACACAUUCACCUCAGCCUUCAUUAAGAACCUGAUCGUGGUUGUGAUCUGGUUCAUUCUCAGCUACAUCAACGGAGCAGUGGUGGCUACGUUCUCCAGACACAGGGUGUUCUAUGAGGACCCUCGUUAUAUCUUGUUCAUCCACAUGGUGAUCAACGAUGGCAUCCAGCUGGCCAUCACCACCACCCUCUUCCUGCUGAGCUACAUCCUGUACACCAUCAACGUCUCCUUCUGCUGUUUCUUCAUCCUCCUCGCCGUCUUCACCACACGCAACACGCCAGUCAACCUGGCCAGCAUGGCCAUUGAGCGCUACGUCGCCAUCUGCAUCCCCCUUCGCCACGCCGAGAUUUGCACUGUGCAUCGCACCUACAUCCUGAUUGGCCUGAUAUGGUUCAUAAGCGUGGCUCCGGACAUCACAGAUCUAUUUGUCACCCUGGCAACCGAGUCACUCAGCUUCUUUCACGCGUCCGUGUUCUGCUUGCGUCACAACGUCUUCAAGGACCCUAUCCUGGCAUAUAAGCGCCAGGUCUUUGACAUCCUGUACUUCUCAUUUGUGUUCCUGACCCUGGUCUACACCUACCUGAGAGUGCUGUUUGCUGCCAGGGCCCUGUCCACAGAGAGGACGUCAGCGGAGCGGGCCAGGAAUACCAUCCUGCUGCACGGGGCCCAGCUCCUCAUGUGCAUGCUCUCAUACAUCUCCCCCAGCGUGGAGAUUGUCCUGCGCUUCCUCUUCCCCCGAAACGUUUCGGAGAUCCGCUUCGCCAACUACAUCAUCGUAUACAUCCUGCCCCGCUUCCUCAGCCCAAUCAUCUAUGGCGUCCGCGACCAGAAGUUCAGGAAAUACCUGCGGAGGUAUUUUGUGAGUGACUGGUGCAGCGCCCAAUCACAGAGAGUGAAGCCUGGUGCAGAAACGGAAAGGAAGGAGGGUCCUGGCAGCAGUAGAGCUGUUCCUGACAUACCAGAUAACAGAAUGUGAACUGUGACAAUAAUAUUGAAUUAUUAAAUGUACUGUAUUAAAGCAUUUCACUAUCCAGAAGUUU
Osmerus eperlanus (European smelt) is the source of this 1048-nucleotide messenger RNA. RefSeq names its product odorant receptor 131-2-like. The transcript is spliced from 3 exons. Gene Ontology annotation, biological process: G protein-coupled receptor signaling pathway; detection of chemical stimulus involved in sensory perception of smell. Gene Ontology annotation, molecular function: olfactory receptor activity; odorant binding; G protein-coupled receptor activity. Gene Ontology annotation, cellular component: membrane. The record is from RefSeq and is a predicted model, not a curated record. NCBI's taxonomy places the organism in Eukaryota, Metazoa, Chordata, Actinopteri, Osmeriformes, Osmeridae. The coding region runs from base 1 to 984 and encodes 327 amino acids.